AAGAAGAGAAGGCAGCAAGAAGAAAGAAGGCGAACGGAGAGGCUGAGGAGAGCGCGCGAUGGAGCAGCAGCAUCAGGAGCGGCCGCGGGAGGUGUACCGGGAGUGCAUGCGCAACCACGCGGCGAAGCUGGGCACCUACGCCUCCGACGGGUGCUGCGAGUACACCCCCGACGACGGUCAGCCCGCCGCGAUGCUCUGCGCCGCCUGCGGCUGCCACCGCAACUUCCACCGGAAGGCGUUCCUCGACGCAGCCGCCGGGGCGCCCGGCGGCGGCGGCGCGCAUGGGGCAAUGCUGGGCUCCCCUGGCGCGCCGGCUGGCUACGGCAUGCACAUGGCGCUGGCUGCCGCCGCCGGCUUGGGCGGGGACGGCGGCGCGCAUGGCUCCGCGGGCAGGCGGCGGACGCGGACCAAGUUCACGGAGGAGCAGAAGGAGCGCAUGGCGCGGUUCGCGGAGCGGCUCGGCUGGCGGAUGCCCAAGCGGGAGCCCGGCCGCGCGCCGGGGGACGACGAGGUGGGGCGCUUCUGCCGGGAGAUCGGGGUGACCAGGCAGGUCUUCAAGGUCUGGAUGCACAACCACAAGGCCGGCGGCGGCAGCGGUGGCGCGGGCGCCGGUGGCGUCGCUCAGACGUCGUCGUCGACGACGCGUGGCGGCGGUGGCGUUGGAGGAGGAGGAGGGAGCAUGUCGCCGGUGAUGGGCGGCGACGGCGAGGAUGACGAGGAGGUGAGGGGCAGCGAGAUGUGCAUGUAACCGCCGCACUACGUGUGUGGUGCGUGGCGCGCGCGGGCGGUUGCAAUGGCAUGACAUGGCUGCGAUCGAUGAUUAACAACCUCCUUUUGCUGCUGAUUCCUUUUCGUGAUUUUGCUUCGGUGAGUUCAUGAUUGAUGAUGAUGAUGAUGGAUUCAUUGUUCAAACGGCUCUACUGAUGCUGUGCUAUUGUGAUCAUUCAUUCAUUUAUAUGUU
This is a messenger RNA of Setaria italica (foxtail millet), 961 nucleotides long. Its product is annotated as zinc-finger homeodomain protein 11-like. Gene Ontology annotation, cellular component: nucleus. The coding region runs from base 59 to 748 and encodes 229 amino acids. The record is from RefSeq and is a predicted model, not a curated record. The transcript has a single exon. Lineage: Eukaryota; Viridiplantae; Streptophyta; Magnoliopsida; Poales; Poaceae. Gene Ontology annotation, biological process: regulation of DNA-templated transcription; regulation of developmental process. Gene Ontology annotation, molecular function: transcription cis-regulatory region binding; DNA-binding transcription factor activity.